This is a messenger RNA of Larimichthys crocea (large yellow croaker), 2352 nucleotides long. It is a transcript of the gene slc3a1, whose product is annotated as solute carrier family 3 member 1. The transcript has 10 exons. Lineage: Eukaryota; Metazoa; Chordata; Actinopteri; Sciaenidae. The record is from RefSeq and is a predicted model, not a curated record. The coding region runs from base 171 to 2231 and encodes 686 amino acids. Gene Ontology annotation, biological process: amino acid transport; carbohydrate metabolic process.
UCCAGUUUCCACAUUCCACAGGUGGCACUGCUCUCUCUCUCUCUGUGUUUUAAAUGGAGAAGAAAGGAGUGUGUGUCUGUACUCUGACCCUAUAAGAGCAGAUAAAAUAGUCCUUGAAUCCCUCAGCGGUUUGUUUUUUAGGUUUGUUCCUCUUCAGUGAUCGAAAUCAGAUGAGUUCUAAAAAGGAUCCUGACGGUAUGGAGCUCGGUGAGUGCACCAGGAACCCGGGCUAUCAGGAUGAGGACGGCGGCGGGUCAGUGGCCGACACCAACACCGGCGUCCCGGGGGAGAAGGAGGAAGACUCCGCCGCGGUGAAGCUGGACUCGGCUGAGGAGUACACGCAGCUCAAACCGUACGCCGGGAUGCCCAAGGAGGUUCUGCUGCUGUACUCCUCUCAGGCCCGGUACCGAGUACCCAGAGAGAUCCUGUUCUGGCUGACGGUGGCCUGCACCUUAACGCUGGUGGCGCUCACCAUCACGGUGAUCGCGCUGUCGCCGCGGUGCCUGAGCUGGUGGCAGGUCUCUCCGGUGUACCAGAUCUACCCCCGGUCCUUCAAGGACUCGGAUGGAGAUGGAGUUGGGGACCUCAAAGGAAUUCAGGAGAAGCUGGAUCACUUUGAGUACCUGAACAUCAAGUCCAUUUGGAUCAGUCCUUUCUACCGCUCUCCCAUGAAGGAUUUCGGCUACGAUGUGGAAGAUUUCCGGGAUAUCGACCCGCUCUUUGGAACCAUGGAAGACUUUGAAGAGCUCUUGGCUGAAAUGCACAGUAAAGGUUUGAAGCUGAUCAUGGAUUUCAUUCCCAAUCACACCAGUGACCGACACCGCUGGUUCAACUUGAGCCGGACUAGAGAUCCCCACUACGAGGAUUACUACGUCUGGACUGACUGCAAUGCGUCUGCUCCAAAGCCUAAUAACUGGGUGAGUGUGUUUGGGAACUCAUCAUGGACUUAUGAUGAAGUUAGAGGACAAUGCUACCUGCACCAGUUUCUCAAGGAGCAACCGGACUUGAACUUCAGGAACGAACAUGUCCGCAAGGAGAUGAUUGAUAUUAUUCAUUUCUGGCUGAAGAAAGGAGUGGAUGGUUUCCGGAUGGAUGCGGUGAAGCACAUCCUGGAGGCCGCACACUUGAGGGAUGAACCACAGGUGGACCCUAACAAACCUCCAGAGUCUAUAACUACGGAGUGGGAUCUCUACCACGACUACACCACCAGUCAGCUCGGCUUGCAUGACCUGCUGAGGGGGUGGAGGGCUGAAAUGGACAGCUACAGCCGCGAGCCUGGCAGAUACAGGUUCAUGGUGACAGAGUCGUAUGAUUAUCACGAGGUGGACAAGACCAUGAUGUACUAUGGCACCCCACUGGUUAAAGAAAGCGACUUCCCCUUUAACUUUUACCUGCUGGACCUGCCUCACAACACCAGUGGCUUGUGGGUUAAGCAUCUGGUCCACCUCUGGAUGGGCAACAUGCCCAGAGGACAAUGGGCUAACUGGGUGGUUGGAAACCACGACAGGCCUCGAAUCGCCUCCAGUGCUGGUCAGACCUAUAUUCGUGUCAUCAACAUGCUGCUGCUGACCCUUCCAGGCACACCCACCACCUACUAUGGCGAGGAGAUCGGCAUGGAGAACAUUAAUGUCACAGACAGUCAGAUACAAGACCCUGCUGGCAAAUACAAUGCAAGUGCCAGUCGAGACCCUGAGCGGUCUCCAAUGCAGUGGAGCAAUGACAUGAAUGCAGGCUUUAACAACAAAACCAACACCACCUGGUUGCCUGUACACCCCGACUACAGGACUAUCAAUGUAGAGGUCCAGAAGCAAGAUGAAGACUCUGUUCUGUCUCAGUACCGUUCCCUGAGCAAGUUGCGUCAGUCACACCUCCCUCUUCACCGAGGAUGGUUCUGCUACGUCCAUGCUGACGCCAGUGUCUUCGCUUACCUCAGAGAGCUGGACGGACUCAACCAAGCUUUCCUCAUAGUGCUGAACUUUGGUAAAGAAUCUGUCGCCACAGAUCUCUCCUCGAUUCGUGAGUUACCAGACCAGCUGGAGGUGCUGAUGAGCACAAACCAAGAUAACCGUGGCAAAGUGUUGCAAAAGUCUCGGAUUCUGACAGGAGCAGGUGAGGGUUUGGUAUUUGAGUACUACACCCACACUCGCUUUAACCCUAACCACCCCGCACAGUGCUACAUCUCUGAGAAGGCCUGUUAUUUGAGGGUCAUGGACAUACUUUAUACAUGCUAAUAUGAAUGGACAGUGGCAUUCUUUGCAUUCCACGCAGUAACAACCAAAUCAUAAAGGUUGUUCUUUGUUGUCUUCUCUGUAUGGCAUUUAUAUCAAAUAAUAAAAAGGACCAUUGCAGAUA